Molecule: messenger RNA, 909 nt
Organism: Macrobrachium nipponense
Lineage: Eukaryota; Metazoa; Arthropoda; Malacostraca; Decapoda; Palaemonidae
Product: PAT complex subunit Asterix-like
Biological process (GO): protein insertion into ER membrane
Cellular component (GO): endoplasmic reticulum membrane
Molecular function (GO): protein folding chaperone
Source: RefSeq, a predicted model, not a curated record
UGAGAGACACUACCCAAAGUUGACCUUCUCCCUUCUUCCCGAACUGUCAAAAGCCUCCGACAUCACAUUUUAUCAAAUAUUUUAUCAAAAUGCAGUCGUCCAACAGCAGCUCGGACCCCAAACGCAGCGACAAAAUAGUCAGGUACAAACCUCCAACACAAGGGUACACCAGGAGCCCCCAGGUGAAAGAUCCAACAACAGAUUACAUGAACGUUCGCAUGAUUUUCAGCAUGUGUGGACUUAUGAUGAGGUUGAAGUGGUGUGCGUGGGUUGCACUUUAUUGUUCCUGCAUCAGCUUUGCAAAUUCUAGGGUCAAUGAUGACACUAAACAGAUGCUUAGCAGCUUCAUGUUGUCAAUCUCUGCUGUAGUGAUGUCAUACCUUCAGAACCCACAGCCUAUGACUCCUCCAUGGUCCAAUAUAUAACGGAAAGAAAAAUCCUUAUUAUUCAGAGGUACUUGGAGUUAUAUCUUGGGUAAUUGUAAGUUUGUUAUCAAGGAAUGCCAUUUGUUAAAAAUAUUUCUGUGUUAGUAAGUAGUUUAACUAGAACAUUGAGUUGAACAUCUUGAUGUGGUAUGGCUGGCCAAGAUCAUUGGUGAAAUUACCAUAUUUCUAAAGUUUUUGUUUCAUUUUGGUAAUCUGAGAUUACAGUUUUGUAUUUCUAGUGCUUGUUUAAUGUGGAAUACAUUUUUCUUUUAAUCAUUACUGACUUACGGUUAUGUUAAUUCUCUUGUUAACCUGACAUGAAAAAUGAAAAACAUUGGAAUGAGGGCAAGAUUUUCCAGUUGGUAAACUGAACUCAAAAACAUACACAGUAAGAAUUGCAAAAUGGGAAAAUUUUUAUAUAUAAAUACAGCAGAAGAAUGCUAGAGAGAGAAAUAAAAGAUAAAAAAUAUGAUAAAAUAAAAAA